AGGGUUCAUGAGCUCAGGUUCCUUCCUCACGCAGCCUUCCUGUCCUCCGCAGCCACCUGCCCCCACAAGGCCGGAUGGGGUGGUGGUGGGAGCUGAUGAAAUGCUUGCUGACGCAGAGACCUCCUUCUCGGCCUUCGCCUUAGGUCGCUGGUUUUAGGGUGGGGGGCUGCAGGGAGAUGAGGAAUGGGACAAGGUGGCCGCAUGGACGGGCAGGCCAGGCACUCCCGGACUGGGCAGGGUCUAGGCCUGGAGGGGGGGUGGUUUUGGCCCUGCUCCAGCCUCCACUGCCUCCUGGCCCCUCCUCAUUGCCUUCAGAGCCUUCCAGAAAAGGGGGCUCCGACAGGAGAGCUGGUUUACAGCACACUGCCAGUGGAGAGAGACCUGCGCUUCUGUGGGCAGCGGAGCAGGCUGGACUGAAUAAGCCACAGAUCUCAGGACUGCCCUCCCUUCCCCGUGCCUGCAGCGAGAGACACUCUCUCCUCAGAACAGCUUCUGUCUGGGACGUGCAACCACCCUCCUGGCGAUGGGAGGGGCUGUGGUCGAUGAGGGCCCAACGGGCAUCAAGGCUCCUGAUGGAGGCUGGGGCUGGGCCGUCCUCUUGGGCUGUUUUGUCAUCACGGGCUUCUCAUACGCCUUCCCCAAGGCGGUCAGCGUCUUCUUCAAGGAGCUCAUACGCGAGUUUGGGAUCGGCUACAGUGACACGGCCUGGAUCUCCUCCAUCCUGCUGGCCAUGUUGUACGGGACAGGCCCGCUCUGCAGUGUGUGUGUCAAUCGAUUUGGCUGCCGGCCGGUCAUGCUCGCGGGAGGCCUGCUGGCAUCCCUAGGCAUGGUGUCUGCAUCCUUCUGUGGAAGCAUCAUCCAGCUCUACCUCACCACAGGGGUCAUUACCGGCUUGGGUUUGGCACUCAACUUCCAGCCCUCCCUCAUCAUGCUCAACCGCUACUUUAACAAGCGGCGCCCCAUGGCCAACGGGCUGGCAGCCGCGGGCAGCCCCGUGUUCCUGUGUGCCCUGUCCCCGCUGGGGCAGCUGCUGCAGGACCACUACGGCUGGCGGGGUGGCUUUCUCAUCCUGGGAGGCCUGCUGCUCAACUGCUGUGUGUGCGCCGCGCUCAUGAGGCCCCUGGAGGCACCCCAGCCAGGUUCGGGGCCGGGGCCCCAGCGGCCAUCCAGGCGGCUGCUGGACCUGAGCGUCUUCAGGGACAGCGGCUUCGUCAUCUACGCUGUGGCUGCCUCCAUCAUGGUGCUGGGGCUCUUCGUGCCGCCCGUGUUCGUGGUGAGCUACGCCAAGGACCUGGGCGUGCCUGACACCCAGGCUGCCUUCCUGCUCACCAUCCUGGGCUUCAUUGACAUCUUCGCCCGGCCUACCGCCGGCUUCAUCACGGGGCUUAAGAAGGUGCGGCCCUACUCUGUCUACCUCUUCAGCUUCGCCAUGUUCUUCAAUGGCUUCACUGACCUCACGGGAUCCACGGCCAGCGACUACGGCGGCCUGGUGGUCUUCUGCAUCUUCUUUGGCAUCUCCUACGGCAUGGUGGGGGCCCUGCAGUUUGAGGUGCUAAUGGCCAUCGUGGGCACCCACAAAUUCUCCAGUGCCAUUGGCCUCGUGCUCCUGCUGGAAGCCGUGGCUGUGCUCAUCGGGCCCCCUUCGGGAGGCAAACUCCUGGAUGCGACGCACGUCUACCAGUACGUGUUCCUCCUGGCGGGGGCCGAGGUGCUAGCCUCCUCCCUUGUGCUGGUGCUGGGCAACUUCUGCAUUGGGAGGAGGCCCAAGGCGGCUGCGGAGGAGGAGCACCACAAGCCCCCCAUGGACACGGACGUGAGGGUGGACUCACGGGAGGUGGAGCACUUCCUGAAGGCAGAGCCUGAGAAAAACGGGGAGGUCAUUCACACCCCAGAAACAAGCGUCUGAGGCGAGGAGGCCAGCAGGGGUGCAGGGAACCGGACAGAGACUGUCAACGCUUAUAUUUAUUUCACAAACAGGACUAGCUUGGGCGGGGCCGUUGGUGGGGCGGCUGAUCAUCACCUGAUCAGUGUUUUUCGGGGGAGGUGGCAGGGUGAGAACCAUGUCAUUCCAAAGCAGAUCUGUGGUGAAGCCAAGCCAGGAAGUUACAAACCGUCUGCACCA
Molecule: messenger RNA, 2122 nt
Organism: Diceros bicornis minor
Lineage: Eukaryota; Metazoa; Chordata; Mammalia; Perissodactyla; Rhinocerotidae
Gene: SLC16A3
Product: solute carrier family 16 member 3
Exons: 6
Coding region: 524-1906 (460 amino acids)
Biological process (GO): monocarboxylic acid transport; transmembrane transport
Cellular component (GO): membrane
Molecular function (GO): monocarboxylic acid transmembrane transporter activity
Source: RefSeq, a predicted model, not a curated record